AUGUGGUCGAGGACGAAGACCACUGGAAAGGUGGGCUUCGACAAGCUCUAUGGCUGGGUCGACAAGCUGGGCCCGCCGGUAAACAAGCUGUCAAACAAGCUGGGAUCAGAGGCGUUCUGGCCCACGACGCUGGACAAGGAGAGCGACAAGGCCGCGCGGAUCCUGCAAAGCUUCUGCAGAGAUGGCUUCUAUCAGGAAGAUACGCUCAAAACGGCAGACGCCCCCAAGUCGAAGCAGAAGGUGCUGCAGAAGGUGCCGCCAGAGGUAAUCUAUAAUGCGAAAGGCCUGGCAAUCUUCACUACAAUGCGAACCGGCCUGUGGGUGUCCGGCGCAGGCGGCAGCGGUGUCCUCAUUGCGCGCAAACCAGACGGCAGCUGGUCGCCACCAUCGGGCAUCAUGACGCAGACAAUGGGGCUAGGUUUACUCGUGGGCAUCGACAUAUACGACUGCCUGCUGGUCAUCAACACACAAGAAGCCCUCGAUGCCUUCUCUCAGUUACGUUGCACGUUGGGCACAGACAUCAGUGCAGUGGCAGGUCCGAUUGGAAUCGGAGCACAUCUGGAAACAGAAGUCCACAAGAGACAAGCGCCCAUCUUCACGUACAUCAAAUCUCGAGGAUUCUACAUAGGCGUGCAGAUUGACGGCACGAUCGUCAUCGAACGCACGGACGAGAACGAGCGCUUCUACAACGAGCGGAUACCGGUUGCGGACAUACUGGCUGGCAAAGUGCGGCAUCCACCUUUCGAGACCAGAGCGCUACUGGAGACUAUCAAGGCCGCACAAGGGGAUGCGGACGUGGACGAGAGACUCCUACCGCUCGAACCAGCACCCAGCGACUUUGAGAUUGUGCAGGACAAACCACUCUUCGGAGUCCCUACCAAGGAGGACCCCGACCCGUACGGCGUGCUAGCGCUCGAGAAGGAAGGCUUUGAGAUUAGAGAAGCCGGAACACACCGACGUCCCUCGAGCGAGCAAUUCGAAUUCAACCCCAGCCCUUUGAGUCCGAUCUACAGCGCCUUCAGCCGCAAAAGCAUCGACGGCAGGACACCAAGCCGGAAGAGCAGCAUACAUAGCAGCUGGCGCAUAAGCGCACUCAGCGCAGCAGAGCGACCACCCUCAAAAUCGUCAGAACCCUCACGGAUGACAGACAUGUCCACGCAGACCGACUUCGAGGAGCCCAGCUCGCCCGUUUCUAGACGAUCCAGCAGCACAAACAGCCGCGCGAAAAUGGGCGAGAUCCCAGAAAACAAAAGCACAGACGACGUCUCCGAGCCCAUCAUCAACGGCUCCGUCUCCGCCAACGGCGACAUCUCCGUCUCGCGCUCCUCGUACCACGAGCGCCGCGCCAGCGCCUCCGCGUCUUCCGUCCAGCGCAACUCCCUCCGGGACACCAUGGCCUACCCGGACCCGCCACGCACAGCCUCCGUGCCCGCCAUCCCCUAUCGGCAGUCCGUCGACCUCGCCUACGCAGACGAGGAGCCCGAAGUCGCCAUCGUGCAAGCCGUGCGCCGCUCCCCAGCGCCGCAGUUCAUCUCGCGCGCGGGCAUCGGCGCGCGCCUCGUCACGGUCACGAAACCGACGCCGCCGAAACUCCCGCCGCGGAACCCGAUCCGCGAUCGGAAGAGGCCGCUCGUUGUUGACGCCUCGCCUGUCACCCCCUCUGAGGCAGAGGGCAGCACCAUCUCGCCGACCGUGACGGAGACCGAGGACCGCAAAUCCAUGUCGCCGCACCGAGGGUCCGGGUCCUCGGAUCUGGGGCGAAGGUCCUCGGCUACGAGUUUUGACUCGAUUUCCUCGGGCGAGCAGAUGAGUGCUGUGAGCGAGCGGGUUGCGAAGAUGGGGCUGCGGUCUGACUCCGCUAACGAAGAGCGGAAGAAGGUCGAUGCGUCGUCGGCGGCGAUGCCGGGGGCGUUUGCGACCGCUGAGGCUGACGAGUUUCACUCGCUGCCGGUCACGCCGGAUGGGGACGUGAGGCCGUGGAGCGAGGGCGGGAAGCAGGGGACUUAUUUGGCUUAUCGGACAUAG
This is a messenger RNA of Coniosporium apollinis CBS 100218, 2025 nucleotides long. RefSeq lists its product as uncharacterized. The transcript is spliced from 3 exons. Gene Ontology annotation, molecular function: phosphatidylinositol binding. NCBI's taxonomy places the organism in Eukaryota, Fungi, Ascomycota, Dothideomycetes. The record is from RefSeq and is a predicted model, not a curated record. Bases 1 to 2025 code for a protein of 674 amino acids.